GGGCGGAAGAGCUUGUUUGUGUUUUGGUUCUGAGGGGAAGUUGCGAGAAGAAAGAAAGAAAAGGAGGAGACGUGACGGGAGUGUUGAAAUCAUUCUUCUUGGUACCUCUAACACCACCAACACCACCACCAUAGUGUCCCGGGCUCCGUGUGUGUGUAAAUACUACACCAGUGGUAUUUAAAGUUCACAACCUCGUCUGUCUCUCAGCAGAAGUCCUGAUAGUGAGGUUUGGCACACAGCAGGACACCGGGGGAUCUGACUAGGUCAUGGCCAAUCGGGGAGGAGCUACGAGACCCAAUGGACCCAAUGCAGGGAACAAGAUCUGUCAGUUUAAGCUGGUGCUGUUGGGGGAGUCAGCCGUUGGGAAGUCCAGCUUAGUGCUCCGCUUCGUCAAGGGUCAAUUCCAUGAAUUCCAGGAGAGCACGAUAGGAGCUGCCUUCCUCACCCAGACGGUGUGUCUAGAUGAUACAACAGUGAAGUUUGAAAUCUGGGACACUGCAGGUCAGGAGCGUUACCACAGUUUGGCACCCAUGUAUUACAGAGGAGCACAGGCCGCCAUCGUGGUCUACGACAUCACAAACGAGGAGUCCUUUGCACGGGCAAAGAACUGGGUGAAGGAGCUGCAAAGACAAGCCAGCCCUAAUAUAGUCAUCGCUCUGUCAGGCAACAAGGCUGACCUAGCCAACAAGAGAGCUGUCGACUUCCAGGAUGCCCAGUCCUACGCAGAUGACAACAGCUUACUUUUCAUGGAGACAUCGGCCAAGACCUCUAUGAACGUGAAUGAGAUAUUUAUGGCUAUUGCAAAGAGAUUGCCGAAGAGUGAUCCACAGCCUCCAGGACCCAACAGCGGGCGGAACCGGGGGGUGGACCUGACGGAAGCCGCCCAGCCAGCCAAGGCUCCGUGCUGCAGUAACUAACGUGAAGAACGCCUUCCCUCCAACCAACCUGUUAGAGCAGUAACUAAUGCGGCCGAUGCGCUGAAUGCCACCGCAGUUACUAAUGCAAUGUGUUGUACUCUUAUCUCCAAUUCUCUGAUCUGCAAAACAAGAAAAGACAUCCUGUGCCCCAACCCCGCCCCCUUCUUUUUGCAGUAACGAAGUCAAUGCCAUUACACUGAUCUCUCCACAUGGCUCCGUCUCUUUUCCUCCAUUGUGGUUCUGCUGCUACCUGGUUAAGCCUCCUAACCAUUCUUUCCUACUUUUCUGCCAUCCAGCUUGUUACAUCUAUCAGUUAUUAUUGAUAGAAUCUAUCAGUUAUUAUUGAUAGAUUAACGAUAGCAGAUGAGCAGAUAUUAGAGACAUAAAUGCAUCCCUGCCUUCCAUCAUCUUCCUUCCAAUGUGUAGAUAGGAGUUUCAUAUAGAGGAAGUGGUUACUUCCUUUUUUUGUGGGAUAGCUUAAGACUUUACUACUGCAUUUCUAAUACCAGUAUUCUGUUUUUGUUCAGUUCAGUUUUUUUUUAAUAAUUUCUUUCUUCUUUUUUUUGAUAAUUUUGUUACUUAUUAUUUGCUAUAAUUUUCUCAAAAUUAUGGAUGCACAAACUGUAUACUUACACGGCCUAAAAUAGAAAAAAAAACAUUUUGCCUGCAGUAGCACAGAAAAAAAUGUCUAUUAGAGAAGAGGAGGCGUAUUGUUGUGAAUCUGAGAAAGACGAGAGAGAGAAAAACAGGGACCCUAAGCUCCACACCUCUUUCUUGUCACUUGGACCCUUUUAUCUUAAAGUUUAAAACCAUUUGUGGGGUGUCGUCUCUUUAGACCCUCUCGCUCUGACUUCCUCUGCCUGCCCACACUAGUGUACAUUCUCUAAGGCUCCAUUCUAGGGCCAUGCCUGCUUCUAGCUGUCCCUAGUGGCAUUGUGCAAUGUUUCACAGUAUUUACUCUGUGACUUGAGUGUCUGCAAGGACCAGUGCAGCACAGCAAACCUCCCUGUUCAACCCAGCUUUCUCCACAACAAGGCGCAGCGGCCUCUGAGGUACACACCAGUGUCACCACUUUUCCACCUCCUGAUGUCCUUUUCACAAAUCUUGUGUAGACCAUCUGUUUGUGGUUAUACUUGGGUCUCUUGGUUUCUGUCUUUGGGUGAUUUAGUUUUUAAGCAGAUUACCUUUUUCCAUUGUGUUAAUGUUGCUGGACCGCUUCUGGGUUUUGCAUCUGGUAAUAAGCGAUGGCGAUGGUGAUGGUGAUGGUAGUAUGAGUUGGGAGUUGCAAUAUGUAAAGGCUGCUGCAUGAUCACCUUUGAAUCAUAAUUAUUUGUCAUCUUCUCUUGUUUAGGAAGUGCUUUAGACACAGUCGUGUGUCAGUGUGUACAAACUGGGCCUGGGCUGGCUGGCUGGUGACAGAUUUUAUCCAUAGACUCACUCACACGUGCCCAUUUAUGUGUGUGUGUGUCUGUGUGUGUGUGUUUGAACACACAUUUGCACAUGAACACACACAUUACAUUGACUUCUUCCCUCUGAACUCUGUCAGACCCAAACAUAAUUGUACAUAAGCACACACACACACACACACAGUCUGUUACACUUCUCCCUCACUUAUGUUGAGCACACACUUUUUUCCCCAUCUCACCCCCCACUAAACAUUGUUACACACAGCGACACACACACACACACACACACACACAUAUAUACAUAUACAUAUACAUACAUGUGGUCGAUAACUCUUUUUACAGGUCUUACUCAUGCCUUGCACUAAUGAUGCUCAUGAAUAUAUCUUGUCAUAAUUACAGCCAGUGUGAUAUAAAUAUAUAUAUAAAUAUAAAUAUAUAAAUAAUAUACUGUAAAUAGGGUGUUGCAGUGUAGUCUACCUUUUUUCGAUUUACCAGUGACAGGACUAAUGCUUGCUCGGGAGUUGUCUAGAUAAUCAAAAAAAACUGUACAGUUGGCAGAAAAAAAACAGCUACAAUCUGGGUUUGGAGUUUUGUUGCUGUUCCUUUUUUUUCACACAAAUUGUUAAAUUCUAAUCAGUGGUGGCCUUUAUAAAUGUAUGUAGUGUUAUUAACAAAAAAAAUGAAAUUGCAUUUAUUUAGUUGUCUGUCUUGUAUCUUUUUUCUCAAAAGAAAAAAAAUAAUAUCCAAAAAUUUUGGUUUCUAUUUUUUAACAUUAUCUCUUUCUUGCAUUUCACUAAUUCUUUUGUAGUGGAUUACUUGUCCAGUACUCCUCCGUGUAAGUACACCCGAACUUCCAGAAACGCUGGUUGUAAAAGCUCCAGAGGAGUCGAGACACAAUACAAAACAGUUUGAUGAAUUAACCGACUGUCUGCCCCUCCGCUCCAUAACAUCUCAGUAACCUUGUGACAACAUUGUAGGAACAGUGUAACAACUAUCAGCUGGCACGAUGGUGAUUCAUGAAUAAAUGAAUUAACACAUAAUAAGGAUGUAAAUUGUAUGUUUUUUGCCGUGAACACUUAAUUGCAGCCGAAAACAUUUAAAUGCAAGCAUUUUACAGUACUGUUAUGUAAUGACCAAAUAAAUACUGAAAUAAA
This is a messenger RNA of Sebastes umbrosus (honeycomb rockfish), 3477 nucleotides long. It is a transcript of the gene rab5aa, whose product is annotated as RAB5A, member RAS oncogene family, a. The record is from RefSeq and is a predicted model, not a curated record. Bases 267 to 917 code for a protein of 216 amino acids. Gene Ontology annotation, molecular function: GTP binding; GTPase activity. NCBI's taxonomy places the organism in Eukaryota, Metazoa, Chordata, Actinopteri, Perciformes, Sebastidae. The transcript is spliced from 6 exons.